This is a messenger RNA of Cynara cardunculus var. scolymus (artichoke), 1721 nucleotides long. RefSeq names its product integrin-linked protein kinase 1-like. Bases 8 to 1306 code for a protein of 432 amino acids. Gene Ontology annotation, molecular function: protein kinase activity; ATP binding; protein binding. The transcript has 11 exons. The record is from RefSeq and is a predicted model, not a curated record. Lineage: Eukaryota; Viridiplantae; Streptophyta; Magnoliopsida; Asterales; Asteraceae. Gene Ontology annotation, biological process: protein phosphorylation.
AAAUUGAAUGAGCGGGAGCGAGGGAAGCUCGGGACAUUCUGCCGGAGACGCGCAGGUGGCGGCGGCGGGGAAAAAGAGGGACAAGGCCAAAGUGAGCCGGACGUCGUUGAUACUGUGGCAUGCUCACCAGAACGAUCCAGUCGCCGUUAGGAAGCUGUUGGAGGAAGAUCGGUCCUUGGUUCAAGCCAGGGAUUAUGAUAACCGAACUCCGCUUCAUGUUGCUUCGCUUCACGGAUGGAUCGAAGUCGCUAAAAUCUUAAUUGAGUACGGUGCCGAUGUUAACGCGCAAGAUCGCUGGAAGAACACGCCUCUAGCUGAUGCGGACGGAGCUAGAAAACAUCACAUGAUUGAGUUACUAAAGUCGUAUGGCGGCCUGUCUUUUGGCCAGAAUGGAAGCCAUUUUGAACCAAGGCCUGUGCCACCACCUCUUCCAAAUAAAUGUGAUUGGGAAAUUGACCCUCUGGAGCUGGACUUUACAACCUCACACAUGAUAGGCAAGGGGUCCUUCGGUGAGAUUGUAAGAGCAUGUUGGCGUGGAACACCAGUAGCUGUUAAGCGUAUACUUCCAAGUCUCUCAGAUGACAAACUAGUGAUUCAGGACUUCAGGCAUGAGGUGAAUUUGCUGGUCAAACUUCGCCACCCUAAUAUAGUGCAAUUUCUUGGUGCUGUUACUGAAAAGAAGCCGUUAAUGCUGAUCACCGAGUAUCUGCGAGGGGGUGAUCUUCAUCAGUGCCUGAAGGAGAAAGGCGCACUAAGUGCGGCAACAGCUGUAAGCUUCGCUUUAGACAUUGCCAGAGGCAUGGCUUAUCUUCACAAUGAGCCGAAUGUCAUCAUUCAUAGGGACCUAAAACCGAGGAAUGUUCUUUUGGUCAACUCAAAUGCGGAUCAUCUUAAAGUUGGAGACUUUGGACUUAGCAAACUCAUCAGGGUUCAAAAUUCCCACGAUAUAUACAAAAUGACCGGCGAGACUGGCAGUUAUCGUUACAUGGCUCCUGAAGUCUUUAAGCACCGUAAAUAUGAUAAAAAGGUUGACGUGUUCUCUUUUGCAAUGAUAUUAUUCGAGAUGCUUGAAGGCGAGCCACCACUAUCGCAUUAUGAAGCUUAUGAAGCAGCAAAAUAUGUCUCUGAAGGAAACAGACCCAUAUUUAGAGCAAAAAGUUACACUCCUGAACUGAAAGAGUUGACGGAGCACUGCUGGGCAGCAGAUAUGAACAAGAGACCUUCUUUCUUGGAGAUUCUAAAGAGGCUCGAAAAAAUCAAGGAAACGAUACACCCAGAUCAUCAUCAUUGGCAUAUAUUUACGUAACCGAUUCAAUUGCCAAUCUCCAAGUGCGUAAGUUUGAUAUCUGUCCAACACAUCAUCCUUUUAUGGACACAUUCAAGUCCGAAACCUGAUUGUAAGGAUCGAUAAAGGUGAACCCCAGUUUUAGUUAAAUUUCAAAAUGACGAGCAUUUGUAGCCAGUUUUACACCAUCAGUUUUCCUCCUCUUUCCCCUUUCAUGCAACUCCGGUUUUCAGGCGAGUAUUAAGGAACUUCAGGAAAUCUCAUCUUUUAUUCAGACUCAAAGAAUGAAAUCUUACUGUUACUCCGGUGUUGCAGCUCGGAAAAACAUUUUACUUGUUUGCAUUGUUCUGCUACUUUUUUUACCUCUUCCCUUGUAAAUGCUAUAUUUAUUGGCCUUUUUCCCUGAAGAUAAUGUUGAAGAUUACUUGGAUCUUGC